This is a messenger RNA of Fulmarus glacialis (Northern fulmar), 1165 nucleotides long. It is a transcript of the gene RNF182, whose product is annotated as ring finger protein 182. The transcript has a single exon. The record is from RefSeq and is a predicted model, not a curated record. The coding region runs from base 1 to 738 and encodes 245 amino acids. Lineage: Eukaryota; Metazoa; Chordata; Aves; Procellariiformes; Procellariidae.
AUGACCAGUCAACUACCAGAGGAGUCUGUGGAGACCCAGAGCUCUGAUGAGCUUGAGUGCAAGAUCUGUUACAACCGCUAUAACCUGCGACAGAGAAAACCAAAAGUGCUGGAGUGUUGUCACAGAGUAUGUGCCAAAUGCCUUUGCAAGAUCAUAGACUUCGGUGAUUCCCCGCAAGGAGUCAUAGUAUGCCCGUUUUGCAGGUUUGAAACGUGCCUGCCAGACGAUGAGGUUAGUAGUCUUCCUGAUGACAACAACAUCCUUCUGAAUUUAGCUUGUGGGGGAAAGGGAAAGAAGUGCCUACCAGACAACCCAACAGAACUGUUGCUGACUCCCAAAAGGUUGGCGUCUCUGGUUAGCCCUUCUCACACCUCUUCUAAUUGUCUGGUUAUAACAAUCAUGGAAGUACAAAGAGAAAGUCCCCAGACUCUGAACUCAACGCCCGUGGUGGAAUUUUACAGGCCUACGAGUUUUGACUCUGUUGCAACCGUGUCCCACAACUGGACAGUGUGGAACUGCACAUCUUUGCUCUUCCAGACCUCAAUUCGGGUGCUAGUGUGGUUGCUAGGGUUGCUGUACUUUAGUUCCUUGCCUUUAGGGAUUUAUUUACUGGUAUCUAAGAAAGUCACCCUUGGGGUUGUCUUUGUAAGCCUUGUUCCUUCGAGCCUUGUUAUUCUCAUGGUUUAUGGCUUUUGCCAGUGUGUUUGCCAUGAAGUUCUAGACUGCAUGUCAUCUUGAUAACAAAUACAGUAAAAUAAGAUGUAAUGCCACAUGUGUAGCAUAGUUGAUUUAUCCUGUCUUUGUAUUCUUAUUUAUUCUUAUUGUUGUCCAUCCCACUAAGUAGAAGCAGUGGCCGUAGUUAUAUGGUCCUUUUUUUCUACUUGAUUUGAUUUCCAUCCCCCCUCCUUUUUUUAAGCUAAAUAAUGGAAAUAAAAUUUACAUGCUGAUUUUAGAAAGGGAUAAAGCAACAUUGCCAAACUUGGUGCCUGCUGCUGCUGCCACUAUUCAAAUGAGUAGCUAGCCCUUUGCUUUCUAUUGGCUUGAUCAUGUCAGUCAAGGCUGCAGGAUCCACCCUAGAAGAAAUUAGUAUAACAGGCACCUUCCAGGUCAAAGUACAGCAUCUCUUCAUCUAAAGCAUCUCAUGCUUUGGAAUAUCUGUUAUUUA